AUGAUUGACAACCUUCUCUCCGACCUGAUUGUUCAAGCCCAAGAGGCGCCAGCGACCGUCCUGGCAUACUUUGCUGUGGCUUCAGCCGUACUAUAUCUCAUCUUCACCGAGAUACAGAGAGUGCGAGUUCGUAUCCCAGGCUUCAGUGGUCCAUCAGGAUUGCCUAUGAUUGGCAACAUCCACCAAAUCAGGAACAAUGCGGCAGAACAGUACCGCUUAUGGUCCAAGAAAUUCGGGCCUGUGUAUCAGAUCAUGCUGGGCAACGUCCCCGUCAUCGUGGUGAACAGCGCCAAAUCUGCUCGAGAGAUUUUCGGGGCGAACUCACAGGCGCUCGCUUCGAGACCGGAAUUCUACACCUUCCAUAAAGUCGUCAGCUCCACAGCCGGGACGACGAUAGGGACUUCUCCUUUCAGCGAAAGCUUGAAACGUCGAAGAAAGGGCGCCGCGAGCGCAUUGAACAAGCCCAGCGUGGCGACAUACAUCCCACACAUCGAUGUCGAAACACGAGACUUCUUGAACGAAUUCCUGCUAUACGGUGAAGGAGGCCGAAAGGGCGUGGACCCGAUGCCGAUGAUUCAACGUCUGUCCCUAUCCCUCGCUUUAACUCUGAACUGGGGCACGCGGAUGGCCUCACAAAACGACGAGCUUUUCGGCGAGAUUACGCAUGUCGAGGAGGAGGUGUCUAAGUUCCGAUCCACGACGGGCAAUCUGCAAGACUACAUCCCCAUCCUGCGGCUCAACCCCUUCAGUGUCGGCAGCGCAAAGGCACGCGACAUGCGACGCCGUCGAGAUAUGUACCUGAAGCGACUGAACGAAGACCUGGACCGACGCAUGGCCGAGGGCACACACCAGCCAUGCAUCCAAGCCAACGUUAUCCUGGACAAAGAAGCCAAACUCAACUCCGAAGAACUCACAUCGAUCUCGCUGACCAUGCUGUCCGGUGGCCUGGACACGCUCACCACACUAGUCGCAUGGUCAAUGGCCUUGCUGGCACAACACCCGGAGAUCCAAGAGAAGGCACUGAAAGAGAUCCGAGCCAAGUAUCCUCCGGACCAAAUCCUGUGCGAUGCCGACGAUGACCAGUCCAUUCCAUACAUUGUCGCACUCGUCCGGGAACUGCUGCGAUACUACACAGUGCUGCGUCUGUCACUACCGCGCGCCACGGUCAGAGAUGUCGUGUAUGACGGACACAAAAUCCCGUCGGGCAGCGUCGUCUUCUUGAAUGCGUGGGCGUGCAACAUGGACCCGGAGGUCUGGAGCGACCCAGAAGUCUUCCGACCUGAACGAUGGCUCGAAACGCCCGACGCGCCUCUGUUCACGUACGGUCUGGGCUACCGCAUGUGCGCGGGCAGUUUGUUGGCGAAUCGGGAAUUGUACGUCAUCUAUCUGCGGCUGUUGUCCGCGUUUGAGAUGCGUGAUGUCGAGGCCGAAGAUGGUGGACCUAUGAGCACGCAUCCUGUCAGAGGCGUCGAGGAUCCUAGCCAGCUCGUCAGUGUGCCCAAGCGGUAUAGAGUCAGGAUGGUUCCCAGGGAUGAAGAGUGUCUGAGGAAGGCAUUGGGCGAAUAUAUCGAUGAGAAGCAUUGA
Messenger RNA from Capronia coronata CBS 617.96, 1584 nucleotides. Its product is annotated as 3-hydroxyphenylacetate 6-hydroxylase. NCBI's taxonomy places the organism in Eukaryota, Fungi, Ascomycota, Eurotiomycetes, Chaetothyriales, Herpotrichiellaceae. The transcript has a single exon. Gene Ontology annotation, molecular function: iron ion binding; monooxygenase activity; oxidoreductase activity, acting on paired donors, with incorporation or reduction of molecular oxygen. The record is from RefSeq and is a predicted model, not a curated record. Bases 1 to 1584 code for a protein of 527 amino acids.